AGGGAGGAGCGACCAGAGAGUGCAGCCGAGCUGAGCAUCACAUCCCGCAUUCAAGGAAACGGGCAAACACAGCACUUUUUUGACUUUCCAUAAUGUUCUAGUCUGCGUACAGCCCACCUCUCCAAUAAGAAUAAAUACAUAUAUUUGGUUCGGACACUUAUGGAGGCCGUGUGUCUUUGAAGAGCUGGGAAUCAGUGAAGGGAGACCCCCCCAUUUGUUUCCUGCGCCAAGAACUGUAAAGACAUGGUCACUACACCGCAUCUGUGAUGAACAGCAAGCAGUGAGGAAGUGCCAGAGGAUGCUCUUGAUCUGAGGGAGAUCUGCAGAGCCAACUGGUGCCCAUCAUGUCUCACCUCCAACACUACCAGCGAGGCACCCACGGCCGCACCAUGAGCUCUGAGGACCGGAGCUUCACGCCGGUCAACAAAACCGCCACGCCGGUCCACAAGAGCGCAUCCUCCUCUUCUUCCUCCCAGCGCGACAGCCGGCAGGAGGCAGACAGCUGGGAAAUCAUUGAGGGGCUGAAAAUCGGCCAGAGCAACGUCCAGCGGCCCGAUAAACACGAGGGGUUCAUGUUAAAGAAGCGGAAAUGGCCCCUGAAAGGCUGGCACAAGCGUUUUUUUGUUCUGGACAAUGGUAUCCUGAAGUACUCCAAGUCCCCUAUUGAUAUCCAAAAAGGCAAGCUUCAUGGCAGCAUUGACGUCGGCCUCUCAGUCAUGUCCAUCAAGAAGAGAGCCCGACGCAUCGACCUGGACACGGAGGAGCACAUCUAUCACCUGAAGGUCAAAUCUCAAGACAUCUUUGAUGCUUGGGUCUCCAAGUUGCGCCAUCACCGGCUUUACCGACAGAACGAGAUUGUGCGAUCUCCCCGGGAGGCCCCCAUGCGGACGUUUCCUCCCCCAUCUGCUGCCAUGGAGUCCCCUCAACCUGCCUCGAGUGUGGUACGUGAAGCCAAGCAGGCCAAGCCGAGCAGCUUGCCGUGGCAGCCGGUUGCCCCGAGCAGCAACAGCAGCCUGCCGGCCUCCUACAGCAACGGCCAGAGCAAGGUGGUUGCUUGGCUGCAGGAGUCAGAGGAGAUGGACAAGUGUGCAGAGGAGCUCUCGCGAUGCCAGUCCAACCUGACCGAAUUGAGCCGGCUCCUGCAGAGUUUGGAGAUUCUUCAGAGGACACAGUCAGCACCCAACUUCACAGAAAUGCAGACCAAUUGUGUAGAAUUGUCAAAGAAAGAAAAGCGCUUGAACAGAAGAUGGAGAACAAAAAGUGUGGGCAAAGACGCAAAAUACCAGCUUCAGGUCCCUCUGUCUGCCAGUAUGUCCCCCGUCCGCCUCCACUCGUCCAACCCCAACCUGUGUGCCGAGCUGGUGGACUUUCAAGCCCCUGUCUCCCGGCUGACGGACAGCGUAGAGUCUGCGAGUGACUACAUUAAACUUCAGGAGGAAUUCUGCACCAUCGCCCAGAAAGUCCACUCGCUGCUGAAGUCGGCCUUCAACACGGUGGCCAUCGAGAAGGAAAAGAUCAAACAGAUUCUGUCUGACCAGGAGCAGACGGACCAGUCGGCCCAGAUCAACUCUCUCAGGAAGUCUCUGUCACAGGCCCUGUCCCAAAACGCAGAACUUCGAACCCGACUCAACCGCAUCCACUCUGAGUCUGUCCUGACCGAACAAGUUGUCAGUGUGAACAUCAUCUCCACGCCUGAUGAGGCUGGAGAACAGAUGGGGAUCCCUCUGACUCAGCAGGCCUCUAAUGAGAGUCGACUCUCCAUGUCGGAGUCUGUCUCCGAAUUCUUUGAUGCCCAGGAAGUUCUUCUGUCAGCCAGCUCGUCGGAGAAUGAGGGCUCAGACGAUGAGUCAUAUGUCAGCGAUGUGAGCGAUAACAUUUCCGAGGACAACGCCAGCGUGACUGAUAACGUCUCCAGACAAAUGGCCAAUGGAGACUUUGCUGGCAGUGCCUUCCGUAACGGGCGGCGUAGCUGCCUGCCGGCGCCCUGCCCCGACACCAGCAACAUCAACCUCUGGAACAUCUUGAGAAACAACAUCGGCAAAGACUUGUCCAAAGUGUCCAUGCCGGUGGAGCUCAACGAGCCGCUCAACACCCUGCAGCGCAUGUGUGAAGAGCUGGAGUACAGCGAGCUGCUGGACAAAGCUGCGGAGACCGAGGAUCCCUUCGAACGCAUGGUUCUCGUUGCUGCGUUUGCCGUCUCAGGCUACUCAUCCACCUACUACAGAGCAGGAAGUAAGCCAUUCAACCCGCUGCUCGGAGAGAGUUAUGAAUGUAUUCGGGAAGACAAGGGCUUCUGCUUUUUCUCGGAACAGGUGAGCCACCACCCUCCCAUCUCCGCCUGCCACUGUGAGUCCAAGAACUUCACCUUCUGGCAAGAUGUGAGAUGGAAAAACAAGUUCUGGGGAAAGUCUAUGGAGGUUCUGCCGAUCGGGACUGUGAAUCUCAUGAUUCCCAGGUUUGGAGAUCACUAUGAAUGGAACAAAGUCACCACCUGCGUGCACAACAUCCUCAGCGGUCGACGGUGGAUCGAACACUACGGGGAGAUCACCAUCAGAAACACAAAGAGCAGCGCGUGCCUCUGCAAACUUACCUUUGUGAAGGGAAACUACUGGAGUUCUAACGUGAAUGAGGUGCAAGGGUUUGUGAUGGAUCAAGAAGGGAAAGUCAUCCACAGGCUUUUUGGGAAAUGGCAUGAGGGUCUUUACUGCGGGGUCCCACCUUCUGCCAAAUGCGUCUGGAGGCCAGGCUCCAUGCCCACAGACUAUGAGCUGUACUACGGCUUCACCAGGUUCGCCAUCGAGCUGAACGAGCUUUGCCCCGAGCUGAAGGAUGCCCUGCCCCGUACAGACGCCCGCUUCAGGCCCGAUCAAAGGCAUCUGGAGGAGGGGAACCUAGAGAUGGCCUCUUCAGAGAAACAGCGCAUUGAGGACAUGCAGAGAGUCAGGAGGAAGUGGAAUGAGGAGAACGCCAUCAGAAUGGAGCCACGCUUCUUCAAGAAAGUGGUUGAUUCCAAUCACAGGGAGAGGUGGGUCUCCAACAACCUGUACUGGGAGCUGCGCAAAAACCCCGGCUUCAUCAACAUGGAGUCUACGGUGAACCUGUGGUAGCACACGGAGAAACAUGCGUCCGUCACAUCGUCAUCGCAUGACAGCCGUAACCUAUGCACAAUGAGGUGUUGAGAGAGACGUGUGCAAACGUCCGUGUACAGGGGGACGAACGGCCGCAGAGCUGAGGGACGUCCUGAUGCCCGGAGACCCUGCAGAGGGCCUGCUGCCACACGGUCAUCCAUCCCUGGAAACAUCCAGAAGAGUCACCUUCAUUGUGCUUGUGGACGCUGGGUUGUCAGGGCAACAAUCGUACCCCUCCCAUGUAGAUCUCUCCUCGACUCCUUUGACUUCUGAGUAUGUCCUUGCCUUAAAAAGACACACGAUUUAGCGCUUUAUCGUCGAAGCCAUUUGAUUUCUGACAGCAGUUUGGGUUAGACUAAUCUAUGAAGUAGACCUUUUGAUUACCUACGAUACCUACGUGCAUGUUUAGAGAGCCGCUUUCACUGGCAUAAAGCCGCAUUUACUAUAUCGAUUAUCGUAGAAAAAAGGUAUUUUUAUAAAAUAUCUUGGACUCAGAUUUUAGUGAAUAGUAUCAUGUGAAUUGGCAGAUUUGAUUUUGUUUUGCCUUUUCUUUUUAAUACUGUUGAAUCUGUGUGAUAGCAGUACUCUCUCUCGGGAAACAACUCAUUCAAAUUUACUCUGCAGCGGAGAAGUGUGGCGUCCGUAGAUGGAGUAUUUUCAAACAGCGGCUCUUCAAAGAUGUAAAUCCUAUUCUGGUGUUUUGGACAAGUGACACAGGAGACCACGGAUGUUUUCUUUUUUCAAACGGUCAACACACAUCUGUCAUGGACUCCGUGUAAAUAGAGGGACCAUCUCAACAGCCCCACUUGUCUAAUUUUAAACGUUGCUACUUGAAACCGACUCUGGAGCACAUGGUUACACAAAUACACACAUAACUCCCUCCAUAUAUAGUAGGUGCACCCUAUAUUGACGUACUUACAAACCUCACACACUUUCCCCAUUCAAAGCUCUCAGAAAAGAUGGUGUAGUAGGUUGUAAAGACUGCGACGCCCUCAGAGACACUCGUGAUUUUGAGCUUUAUAAAUAGACUGGACAGUGAAACAUGAGGAAAACAGAUGCAUAUUUCCAGCACGAGGCAUGAUUCUCAUCUAUGUCCAGCUACAAAAGUCACAGUUAUUUUAAAAUGUUCAAAAAACUAACAAAUUAUUCAUUUUCUGAAAAAUAAAUAUACAAAUACCCAUCACAGUUUACCAAAGCAAUGCCUUUAAUUUACAUCCUUGCUCUGACUAACAACCAAAAAGAUAAAAUGAUAUGAAACAAAGAAAAAAAAAAAGUUACCAGCAGCUGUUUUGGUAUUUUUCUUACUUCAUCACUUCAAUUAUUAAAUCCAUCAUUAAAUAGGAAUUCAUUUUCUUUUGAUAAAUUACAUAAUUAUGUUAGCACUCCCAGGACUUGUUCGGCCUGAAAUAUAGUCGACACACCAGAGCCCCCUGCAGGCCGUCCAAUGAACAUACAGUUUCAGUAGGUCAACAAAAAAAACAUUAACUUAAAUGUUUAAUAUUUUAAAGCCAAACAAGUUGUGUACGGUAACAAUAUUGAAGAUUCUCAAUGUGUGUGAUUCCCCAGAGACUCUACUGCUAUGGUUUCUGCCAAGCACCAGUUUGCAUUUUGUGUAUUUAUUAUUGCAAAGCUGCUUUAAUGUUUGAACUAGUGUCCCCCUUUUGUGUUAAAGAGGAAGAAACUAUCUCUCUCACACACAGACACACACAGACACACACACACACACACACACACACAAACACACACACACACACACACACACACACACACACACAGACACAGUAGUACGACGUUGUGUAGGAGCUAUUUAAGUUGACUCCCCUCGCUUAGGGCGACGUCACAGCAGGAUUAUAAAUAUGAAGAAUGAAAACUAUGUGAAGCAAAUCCAUCCUGUGUGCACUGUUCAUACGGUACUGUAGAUCACAAACCAACACGGUAGAAAAACAAACAUCUCUUUUCUUUUUUCUAUGUGCUUUCAAUUGUAUCACAAACUCAAUGCUACAAUUUGUUGUCGUCGGUUUCACUUGCUGUGCCUUAAUGCAUUUAAUAAUGCCUCACACACACUACUGAUAGGAAACCCCAUGGCAAGAAGGUAUGCCGUAACUCCACACAUUCUCCAGGCUCAUCGAAUGAAAACAUAUACUGAGGAUAGAGUUGAGGGGUAAGUGAGAUGUCUAAAGUCUUUAAGAGAGAUGGGGGGGGGGGGGGUGGACUGUAAAACGCUUGCAGAGGUAAAAGAUGUUGUGCACUGCUCUGCUUCUCCAACAUGUAACCAAACCAGGUUUGGUGAUCACUGUAAAUACAGCACAUUCAGAAGAUGGGUCACGACUGCAGAAGCUGAUUUCUGUAUCCUCCUACAGCUUUCUUUUUUAAUAACAAGACUGAAUCCCAGCAGUUGUGAGUGGAUGUAGGAGAAAAGCUUUGCAUAGUGUUUGGCAUCAUAGUCAGACGGUAGUCCAAAAAAAAAAAAAUCAUGAUAACCUCUUCAUCACGAUUCUACCUGCAUGUCUAGACAACUUAGCCUGCCAAUGAAUGUUGCAGAUGCCUUAUUCAAAAAGAUGUUUUUAGUUUCCCGAUUUGACUCAUUGUUUGUUUUUAGAUUUGGACUGACAUUUAUCACGAAGCACUGUCGGCUCAGUUUCUUUCAAAUCGAUUUCCUGAUGAGUACCCUCAAAAGUGCAAUUUUAACGAAGUACAUAUCUUUCCAUGAACACUGUACACUGCUGCUACAUAGUGCUUGUUCUAAUAAAACUGUAAAACUCAGAA
This is a messenger RNA of Eleginops maclovinus (Patagonian blennie), 5894 nucleotides long. It is a transcript of the gene osbpl6, whose product is annotated as oxysterol binding protein-like 6. The transcript has 23 exons. The coding region runs from base 345 to 3107 and encodes 920 amino acids. Gene Ontology annotation, cellular component: membrane; cytosol; intracellular membrane-bounded organelle. Lineage: Eukaryota; Metazoa; Chordata; Actinopteri; Perciformes; Eleginopidae. The record is from RefSeq and is a predicted model, not a curated record. Gene Ontology annotation, molecular function: cholesterol binding.